Molecule: messenger RNA, 2122 nt
Organism: Fopius arisanus
Lineage: Eukaryota; Metazoa; Arthropoda; Insecta; Hymenoptera; Braconidae
Product: BRCA1-associated protein
Exons: 6
Coding region: 288-1976 (562 amino acids)
Biological process (GO): Ras protein signal transduction; protein ubiquitination
Cellular component (GO): cytoplasm
Molecular function (GO): zinc ion binding; nucleic acid binding; ubiquitin protein ligase activity
Source: RefSeq, a predicted model, not a curated record
AAUCUUUGAAAUCCUCAAUAUUUUUUGAUAACUGAGUUACGUAUUUUUUUUUUUAAUUGUCCACACAAUAACUAUCCACCAAUUUGAAUUGAAAAUCUAGGGAAUUUUGGCCGGAGCUUUUUCCCUGCCUAGUGAUCAGCUGAUUUCCGUCAAAACAGAAUGACAAGGACUUGCGAUUUAUCGCUGGCAACAAGCAAAGUAAACACAGAAAAUCUCCACGAUAAAUUCGAAAAAAAAUUCAUAGUGUUUAUUAUUGGAAAUAAAAUGAGCCUCGGGCUCAGUGGGUGAUGUCUUCAACAAUACUGGUGUCACUCUGCGUCAUUCGUGUUGAGAUUGUAGAUCCAGAGGCAGAAGAGACAGCAAUUGGAUUUACCACAGGCACAAUGGCAGCGAGGAAAACGAGAGGACGACGAGAGCCCCGUGAUAUUACGGUGGAGAGUUAUGCAAGUGUCACCGAGGGUCCGGUUCCACUGCUGUCAUCACAGGGUUCCAGCAAACCCCACUCCAGACCUACCUCCGAGGAAUCCUCUUCAUCAUCGAAUCAAGUCUCCACAGCAACUGUCGAGGGAUCCCCACCCAACGCAUCAUCACCAACAGAUCAAAUUAAUUUUAUCUCUGGAAAUCCGUUUGUGGAAGUCACUAAAGGAAUCUUACAUCUUUAUAAAGAGGAUGAAUUGACAGAGAAACAUUCAGCAGCCGAUCGCAGUCACACGAUUUGCAUUCUCUCAGUUCCAGCAACGAUGACUUGUCAUGAUUUAAUGACCUUUACUGCUGCUUGUCAUCAAGACAUCCAACACUUUCGGAUACUCCGGGAUAACAGUCCCAAUCAGUAUAUGGCGCUCAUCACAAUGCGUUCAUCUGCAGCGGCGAAUGAGUUCUACGAGACGUUCAAUGGAGCUCCUUACAACUCAUUAGAGCCAGAUGUGGUUUGUCACAUGGUAUUCGUCUCGAGGGUUGAGGUAGCUGAUAAUGGGAUGGCACUGGCUGGUCACACAGAGUUGCCUUCAUGCCCAGUUUGCUUGGAGAGAAUGGACGAAAGUGUCGAUGGAAUACUCACGAUAUUAUGCAAUCACACGUUUCACUCGAGCUGCUUGGUCAAGUGGGGUGAUAUUUCGUGCCCAGUCUGUCGAUAUGCACAAACUCCUGAGCCUGUGGCUGAUAGCCAUUGCAUGGAGUGUGUUGCAGACACAAGUAAUGAUGCACUUUGGAUCUGUUUGAUCUGCGGUCACAUCGGCUGCUCUCGUUACCACGAAGGACAUGCAUUUGAACACUAUCGUGACACUCACCACUGCUACGCCAUGCAGCUGGGAAAUAAUCGAGUCUGGGACUACGUGGGUGACAACUUUGUGCAUCGUCUGCUUCAGGAUAAGGAUGGAAAAAUGGUGGAAGGGGGCCAGGAGCCCACUAAGGGUGAGGGAGCGGCUGUGGACGAGAAGGUGGAUGCUGUGCAGCUAGAAUUUACGUACUUACUCACUUCACAGUUGGAGACCCAGAGACAGUACUUCGAAGAUAGAUUGAAUCGAAUUGAGCAGAGAUCCUCAUCUGAAAUCGGGGAAUUGAGGGAAAAGUUGAAUCAAAUAUCCGAUGAAAAUUCACAUAUCAAGGCAAAAAUAAUAGCUCUCACAAAAGAGAAACUAGCCCUUGAAAAACGCUUGCAGACGUCAAUAAUAAAAUUAAAUCAAGCUCAAUCUGAAUUAUCUGAGGAGAAGGAGUUGAGAGAAGCCCUUCAAUUGAACCAGACCUCUUGGCAAACGAAGCACAAACAGUUGCAGGAUGAGCUGAAGGAGUGCAAAAGUACAAAAGAGAGUGAGAUCCAAGACCUAAAGGAACAAAUACGAGACUUAAUGUUCUUCCUAGAAGCGCAAAAGCAAAUUGAAAACUCGACAGACAAAGACGACAUAGCCGGAGGUACGAUAAUCGUCCCCGAGACCUCCACAACUCCCAAAUCACGCUCACGACGACAUCGAAAGCACUGAGUAAUCCCAGCAUCAUUGAGACAAUUUUUUUUGUCGAGAAUUCAUUUAUUUGAGAUGCGUAUAUGAUUCUUCCAGAAAGUAUUUGGUCACCUGAAUUAUUUGUGGGUAAUUCUAAUUACGUUGCAAUUAAUAAACAAUUAAUGAAG